This is a messenger RNA of Mizuhopecten yessoensis (Yesso scallop), 1504 nucleotides long. Its product is annotated as UDP-galactose/UDP-glucose transporter 7-like. Gene Ontology annotation, cellular component: Golgi apparatus. The coding region runs from base 102 to 1280 and encodes 392 amino acids. Lineage: Eukaryota; Metazoa; Mollusca; Bivalvia; Pectinida; Pectinidae. The record is from RefSeq and is a predicted model, not a curated record. The transcript has 3 exons. Gene Ontology annotation, molecular function: antiporter activity.
UGAUCGACGAUCAUUGACCCAGUCCAGUUCCGCUGCAUAUCUCUAUUUUAUACUCAACAAAGACCAAAUUGGCUUUAAUGCAGAGGGGUUGAUACAUAUUCAUGUGCCAUCUACAUUCCACCAAGAUGUCUUGCCCUACAGUUCUGUCAAGCUACCGGCAUCUAACCUCUACAUUCAAAGGCACAGCUGCAGCCUUCUUAUAUGGUGUCUGUUCUGUAUCCAUGGCAUUCAUAAACAAAACAUUAAUGACCACAUUUGAAUUUGAUUAUCCUGUCUUCAUCAUGGUCAUGCAGAUGCUUUUCACAAUCGGUGUCUUGGAACUGUUAAGCUAUUUAAAACUGAUACAUUUACCUAGAUACACCAUAAAGCGGGGUAAGAUGUUUCUUCUUCCAGCUUUGUUUUAUGGUGUUAAUUCGAUUUUGGGACUUAAUGCACUGGGACACAUGAAUGUGGCUAUGUAUGGAGUGCUAAAACGAUGUGUACCCUUAGCCACCAUGUUUCUGUCCAUUCUGAUUCUAAAGAAGGGCUUUCCCUCCAGAAACACCAUCACAGCCGUGCUGCUCAUUACAGGGGGAUGUGUGAUAGCAAGUUAUGGUGAUCUAAAGUUUAACAUAUACGCCUACACAUGUGGAGCCCUGAGUAAUCUGACCCACUCCCUGUACCUCCUGCUGGUCCAGAAGGUCACAGAAAAGGACCUGAGCACUGUGGAAACCCUACAACUCAACAGCUUCAACACUCUGCCCUUCCUCACCGUCUACAUGGUUGUCAGUGGUGAAGUUAGUGAGGUGACACAGUACAACCAAGCCAAGAGCGUGUCAUUUGUUGUGCUGUUUUUUGUGACUAUAAGUAUAGGAUGUUUAUUAAACUACUCACUGUUUUUAUGUACAAGUUUGACCUCAGCAUUAACAACCAGUGUGGUAGGUGGGGUGAAAGCCCUCUUUCAGACAUUACUUGGGAUGUUUACAUUUGGUGGUAUCAGUCACAACUUGUCAACUUACAUAGGGAUCACAAUAAACAUGUCGGGGAGCAUCAUGUACUUGUAUGCUAAGUUCUUGGAAAGCAAGAAGCGAGCAAGUAUGGGUGGGGUACUUCACAAAGUCAUCAGUGUGUCGACUGCAGAAGAUUUCAAAGAUCUGGUUAAUGAGAAUGGAACCACAAAAUAUUUAAAAGAAGCAUACAGCCUUGAGCGCCUACAUCCAAUUAAAGAAGAGAACUUGGAUCACAAUUCCAUACCAAUAGAAUCAUCAGAUGAUAAAGUAUCUUUUAACACCGACAGCUGACAACUAAUGGUAUACCCAAAGUCUAUGAGAACGAAAUGUUAUAGACACACAUUCCAAAAUUCUCAGUGAAAAAACGUAUUAAUGAAAUUUAAUUUAGUUGUUUUAAGAGUAUCUUUUCAGUUUUCCUUUAUUUUAUAAAUUGAUAGGUGUUUGUCUUGAAUUUUAUUAGGUCACUUGAGACAAAGCCUCAAGUGACCUAUUGCGAUUGUCUUUUGUCCGUCGUG